Phyllostomus discolor (pale spear-nosed bat) is the source of this 2427-nucleotide messenger RNA. It is a transcript of the gene CWC25, whose product is annotated as CWC25 spliceosome associated protein homolog. Gene Ontology annotation, cellular component: U2-type spliceosomal complex. Gene Ontology annotation, biological process: mRNA splicing, via spliceosome. NCBI's taxonomy places the organism in Eukaryota, Metazoa, Chordata, Mammalia, Chiroptera, Phyllostomidae. The record is from RefSeq and is a predicted model, not a curated record. The transcript is spliced from 10 exons. Bases 139 to 1407 code for a protein of 422 amino acids.
GAUCCGGCAGUGACUGUGGCAGCCAGUGGACCCCGAGAGUAGAUCUGGGGGAGUCGCACCUGAAGUAUUUCUCUACGUUUUCUCUCGAUCCUUCCUGACUCUUCCAGCUCAACUUAGUGAGGAAACGUCUCCACCGUCAUGGGAGGCGGAGACCUGAAUCUGAAGAAGAGCUGGCACCCGCAGACACUCCGCAAUGUGGAGAAGGUGUGGAAGGCUGAGCAGAAGCAUGAGGCUGAGCGGAAGAAGAUUGAGGAGCUCCAGCGGGAGCUGCGGGAGGAGAGGGCCCGGGAGGAGAUGCAGCGCUACGCGGAGGAUGUUGGCGCUGUCAAGAAAAAAGAAGAAAAACUGGACUGGAUGUACCAGGGUCCCGGUGGGAUGGUGAACCGGGAUGAGUACUUGCUGGGGCGCCCCAUUGACAAAUACGUUUUUGAGAAGAUGGAGGAGAAGGAGGCUGGCUGUUCUUCCGAGACAGGACUCCUCCCAGGCUCCAUCUUUGCCCCAUCCGGUGCCAACUCCCUCCUUGACAUGGCCAGCAAGAUCCGGGAGGACCCGCUCUUCAUCAUCAGGAAGAAGGAGGAAGAGAAAAAAAGAGAGGUAUUAAACAAUCCUGUGAAAAUGAAGAAAAUCAAAGAAUUGUUGCAAAUGAGUCUGGAGAAAAAGGAGAAGAAGAAAAAGAAGGAGAAGAAAAAGAAGCACAAGAAACAUAAGCACAGAAGCUCAAGUAGCGACCGGUGCAGCAGCGAGGAUGAGCGCAGCUCGGGGAGAUCUCAAAAGAAGAUAGCAAAGUCUUCCUCUGUUUUGUCCAAGGUUCCUGGGUAUGGCUUACAGAUCAGGGAUUCCGACCACAACCAGGCUCCUUUGAUGGCCGAGCCAAAGGGGGCGCAUGGGUGGAAGAAUCACUGCAGGUCCAGAAGUUCCUCCCCCUCCCCUCCCAGACACGCCAGCAAGAAGAGUGCCAGAGAAGCAGCGUCCCGGGACAGGAGGUCUCGAUCCCCGGGCAGAAGGUCACGGUCCCCGAGGCCAAGCAAACUGCACAACUCUAAGGCAAACAGGAGAGAGAGAGGCCGAACUAAGAGCCCAUCACCUAAAAAAGAGGUCUACCAGAGGCGGCACGCACCUGGGUACACCAGAAAGCUCUCAUCAGAAGAACUGGAGCGAAAACGGCAAGAGAUGAUGGAAAACGCCAAGUGGCGGGAAGAAGAGAGACUGAACAUCCUUAAGAAGCACGCUAAGGAUGACGAACGGGAGCAGCGGCUGGAGAAGCUGGACUCUCGGGACGGGAAGUUUAUCCACCGCAUGAAGCUGGAGAGCGCGUCUACCUCCUCCCUGGAGGAUCGGGUGAAGCGGAAUAUCUACUCUCUACAGAGAACCUCAGUAGCUCUGGAGAAGAACUUUAUGAGAAGAUGAAAACCAUUCUGUCUUGCUGACUUUCCUGAAUUUUCCAGGGAAGCUGCUGACCCCUUAAACAUUCUCUUUAUAAGAGUUAAGAGUUCAGGUGACUUCUUCCACAGAUGUCAAACCACCACUAUUCAAAGUGACUCGCCUCCACCGAUUCCCGAAAUAGCUACACCUUUGCGAACUAGUGUGAUUAGCUUUAUGGGACCCUCAGCAACUUUUGCUGGGUGCAGAGUGGAUUUUGACUUUUUAAUGGGUGGGUACCAGACCACCUAAGUGUGAGCGCUCCUUCUGCUCUGAAAGGUUGCUCCCUGUGGUCGAGAUUCUUCUUAUGCCACUUCCCUCCCACCUGUGUGAACACACCUAUCCCUCCACCUCAGUAUAUACGAGACCUUUUAGAAACCUCCCUCUCCAGAGUCACUAAAAUAGAUUGUGUUUAAUGAACAUUUGUUUGACUUAGUAGCUAUGUGACAAUAAUGUCAGGUUAGGGCAGAGCCAAGGGAGUGACAAAGAAUCUAGAAGGGGAAACUAUUUAAAAAUCCCUAAAUGAACUGUUGACCCAUUGGUCUGUCUUUCAAACUGUAAAAGUAUAAUGUGUAUAGUACAAACGGUAAUUUUUACAUGCUUUUUAAAAAAAAAGUUAGCUUUGUGAGACUAUCUUGUGUGGUAAGUGACUUUAAUGGAACCACAUUGUAUCUUGUUAUGGAGUAAUACAGUAAGGUAGGUCAGCUUUCUUUUUCCCUCUGCAAAUCAGGCUAGUUUAGGAGGGGCCUGGGAUCACUGAUGGGAUCUAGGGUGUGUGUCCUUUUACACUGGUUAGUCUUGAUGUGGGACGUGUAGUGAUGAAGUCAAAUGAUUUUUAUGAGUCAGGACCCAGUUGCCAGUGUGCUCCCUGGCUCUUAAAAUAAAAUGGAAGCUGUUGAUUUCAUAGCUUCCCUUUUAUCAGGUAGUAAUCUUAUUACAAUAAUUCUCCAUUUUCUGGAUUUGUUUGUUACUGUUUUUUAGGCCGUUAUUAAAAAACCUAAAAACUUA